AUGCCGCGCGAAGUCUCAGAGGAUGAUAAACCUAAUACGCCGAAAACAACUCCUUCGCCUGCACAGAAUCGAUUAGAAACCAAGGAAAGCGCAAGCCAGGACGGGAAAACAGUUGCGGACGAGAAACCAGAAAAGCUAUCGGCAGUUGAAGAACUCAGGUUAUUGAAAGAGGAGUUGGAAAAAGUGGCAGAAGAAUCAGAUUCCGGAGGAGGCUCCAAAGGAUCUAGUGGCGAGUCUUUCGACGAAGAAGCGAGAUAA
Molecule: messenger RNA, 258 nt
Organism: Cooperia oncophora
Lineage: Eukaryota; Metazoa; Nematoda; Chromadorea; Rhabditida; Trichostrongylidae
Source: the annotation of a GenBank genome assembly